UCCUGGUGGAGAAAUUACAAACGAAAGGUGAUAGUGUUGUCAUGACUGUGUUUGUGUGAGGCGUUCAUGCCGAUAAAAUAUAUUUAAUUAAUAUUCAGAUUUCAAUAAUUGACUUCACUGUUGACGGAAUGUAAACUUUGAUUUUGAAAACAUGUAUGCUGUUACUGCAGUCAACUUUGGAAUACGAGAGACAAGUAUAGGUGUUACGUUUAGGAACAAUAAAAGGGUCAGUGCAGUUUAUUUCAAUGGGAACGAUGAUGUAGCUGAAAUAACAGCUCCUUCGUGCGCGCUGUUAGAUGAAAAGGGUCGGCUGGACUGUUUUGGAUUUGAAGCCCAACAGAAGUACAAUGAGUUACUCAGUGAAGGCAAGUGUGCAGGUUGGAAAUAUUUUCCAACAUUUCCAGCUCUCAAAAAUCAUCAGUUGAUAAAUGACGAAGUGCAUAUAGCUGAUGAGACCGGUGAGCUUUUCUCUGCCAACAAACUGCUGGGAGAAAUUGUUGAGUAUUUAAAAAACAAGCUUUUAACGAAAAUUCCUAUGUACAGCUCCAUACCUUGGAGUUGGGUCUUCAUUGUUCCAGCAACUUGGAAUACCAAAGCGCAAACCUGCCUUACAAAUUCAGAGAUGCAGUCGAGGUUGAGCGUUGAUACAUUACCUUUAUUGUCGGACGCAGAAGCUGCUUCGUUCGCAUGUCUAGAAGAACUGAAUAACAUUGGAGCGAACAAAAAGUGCCUUUUAAUUAAUUGGAAUGAAGCUUACACAGAAUUUGCUGAAGUUGAAUCAAGUUUUGAUAAGACGACAAGGGUUUCUUUCCUGGAAAGCAAACCUUCGAACGACAUGGAUACUGUUCAGGAAAACAUCCAAUCGUUUAUGGGACUUGGUGCCGAUACUGGGUUUCAAUUUGCAGACUUCACAGACAAAUCGGAGUUCACCCAUAAAUUGAAGUCAGAACUACGAAGCGUAUACCUUGAAAAAAGCGGUCAUAUGAGUUUACCAUUACUUCAUAAUUUUAGACAACGAUUUAGUGAAAUGAGUGACAGUAGAAAACAAGAAGUUUUCGGAGACACGGCACAAAUGCGUGGCAAUAAACUUCGCAUUAAACAUGAAAUGAUUGCACCAUUGGUAAUCGAAUCAUUGGAAAAAACAGUUGGAUAUGUGAAAGAAAUAGUCUCAAGACCAGAGAACAGAGGCGUGACAGACAUCAUAUUUUUCGGCGAUUUUGCCAAAUAUCCAAUUGUAGUCGACAUAUUGAAGAGCAAGUUGAACAUAUCGAUCCAUGUAGCAGAUGAUGUUGAAACGGUUAUACUUAAAGGGGGAGCUUUGUUUUGGCUAUCUCCAGAGAUAGUUACUUCAAGAAUUUUGAGAAUUCCAGGCAAUGAAGAUUACGCAUCAAAUAUAUGGACUGAACCGAAGGUGACAGCACAGCACCUGGUCAUCGCUGCCUUCGAUUUAGGAACCACAUUCAGUGGAUUUGCUUACUCCAUAGGAAAUAACCCGACAGAAAUAUGGGCGAACAAACCUUGGUACAAUGGUGAACAACUUCUCUCGCUGAAAACGCCGACUUCUGUUCUCCUUAAACCAGAUAAGACAUUUCAUUCAUUUGGCUUUGAUGCAGAAAACGAAUAUUCUCAUCUUGCUGAAGAAAACAAUCAUGAAAACUGGAUGUUAUUCAGAAGAUUCAAGAUGUUGCUUCAUCAAACAAAAGAUGGACUUCAUAGAGAAACAACAGUUGAAGAUAUUAGCGGAAGGAAAAUGCCUGCCUUGACCAUCUUUAGUAUGGCCAUUCGAUAUUUGAAAGAACAGCUGAUGGAAACGCUUCUAUCGAGCAAGGCUGGCAUCUCUGAAUCUGAUAUUAUGUACGUCAUAACAGUACCUGCAAUCUGGAGCGAUGGUGCAAAACAGUUCAUGAAAGAGGCGGCAAUAGAGGCUGGUAUUGACGGUAAACAGAUUGGUUUGGCUCUUGAACCAGAGGUCGCUGCGAUUUGGUGUCGGCAUAUUCAAAUCGAUGUGAAGAACGAACUUUUAAAACCGGGAACACGGUUUAUGGUCGUUGAUGUAGGAGGAGGAACCGCAGAUGUAUCUGUACAGGAAAUAACACCCAACGCCAGACUGAAAGAAAUACAUCGUCCAGAUGGCGGGGCUUGGGGAGGAACGAACGUGGAUAAUGAAUUCUUUAAUUGGAUUGAGUCGAUAUUUGGACAAAAAGAACUACACAACUUGAAAAAGAAGCAGAUCUGCGAAUUUUUCGACAUGGUGAAAGAAUUCGAAUACAAAAAACGCAACAUUCGCAAUAAGAAUGUCUUUAUUCAAAUUCCAUUUUCACUUCGAGAAGACGCCAUCAAAAUAGAGAAUCAAAUCGAAAAUCUUGGUCUGUCCACACAAGUCAAACUGAUAAAGGAUAAAAUACAAAUAGGGGCCGAUGUUGCAAAGGGUUGGUUUAGUGCAACAAUUAACAACAUAACCUUGCUCGUUAAGACGAUUUUAGAAGAGCCGCAUUUAGACAACGUCCACUUAGUGAUUAUGGUGGGAGGAUUUUCGGAGUGCAAGCUUUUACAGUCGGCUAUGAACGACGUUUCGCCGAAUGUAAGAGUUUUAAUUCCAGAAGAUGCUGGUAUUGCGGUUUUAAAGGGAGCAGUUGUAUUUGCACGUGAACCUCGCGUGAUUACUUCAAGAGUAAUGCAAUGCUCGUAUGGUAUUAACAAACCUGUUGAAUACGACGCGAAAGAGCACGAUUGCUCAAAGGCCGUGAUUGAAAAUGGGAAGAAGGUUGUUCAUCUUUUUGAACAAUUUGUGAAAAUAAACGAUGAAGUACGAAUUGGAGAAGAAAUUGUAAAAGGUUUUAAACCAACGUCACUAAAUGAAACCAGGUUGGACAUUUACUCCAGUCCUCACCCAAACCCCCGCUAUAUUUCCGACAGAGGGUGUACGAAAAUCGGAGAAAUCAUUGUAAAGCAUGAAAGUGGAAAAACAAUGGAUGAAAAAAUAUUUGAUGUCCUCUUCGAAUUUGGGAAAACGGAAGUGUUCGUCCGAGUAAUUCUGCGCAUUUCUGGGGAACAAUUUGGAACCAAAUUGGAUUGUCUCGAAGCUGAAGGAAAAACAAAACCUGUUUCUGGUUCAUAUCUGAACUCCGACGAAACAAAAAUAAAAUAGCGAGUACGAUAUAUAACAUUGUGAAACUGGAUUAGAAAACAUUCCCUUACAUGUAGCUGUCAACUAUGUGUAAACUGAUAUUAUAAGAUGUGAUUUAACCUGAUUCAUAAAGGACAACUAACAAUGUUUAUACAUAGGAUAGUUAUAUAAAAUGUAUGCACUAUUAGAGGAAUUGCAAAAUGUAACUUGUCCGUUUAAACUACUUUCUGAGUGCUACGUCAUCCAGGGGUGGUAUUCAAUAUUUAACUGAAGUUAAUCUUAUGGUCCUACAUCAUUGAAUUCAUUCACUCUAUUGGUCAGUUAUUAUUGACAAGAAAUCCGAUAAGCUACAUCAUUCUUAGAUCAAUAUCAAAAAUCAAUAUUGAAUAUCAGCCCUGGUGUGUGUAUAAUGCAUAAGUUUUAGGCGUUUAGCCGUAAUCGUGGACGCAUAUAAAUGUAUCAUUCAACUUAUAGAUUCAUUAUGUUGUGUUUAUUAUUAGUUUAAACGUAUUAAUUUUACAACGAUGUUAAAGGUUAUGUUUAUGUCUCUCGUUGGCACAAUGCUACGCGAGAAUGUGAUCUUAUGUUGUAGGUUGUAGGUGAAACCGGAGUUCCCGGAGGAAACCCACUGCUGCACUUAUUGGUUAUGUUAUGCCUGUAAAUUGUUGGAAUGGUCUUAUAUAGCAGUGAUAAAACGACUGUGUCCUAAGAUUGUAUGAACAAUUGCUUGGUGUUUAACUACAAACAAUAAAACAAUAAUGUUUUUUAUGACAAACUUGGGGAACAUAAUAUAAUAAUAUAAAACACAUAUAAUAUACUUUGUAUUGAAACCGGUAGAAGCUUUUUUUGUUAAUGAAAGAGGAGGUACAUGUUAUGAUUCUUUUUAGAUGAAUUUCAUGUUCAUCUUCAAUGUUAAAUAUUAAACCAAAUUCAAAUAAAGAUAAUAAUUAACUUACUUAAAACUAAGUCAAAAUUUCAAAGAAAUAAUUCAAUCCGAAAACUGUUCUAUAUAAAGAAGGGUCGCAACGUUUUCCUAGAUACCAUUUGUUUAGUUUAAACUUAUUUAUUUUACAACGAUCGUGAAACGUGCUUUUGAAACGUAUAUUAACCACUCUCGUUGGCAAGAUGUUGCGCGAGAGUGUGGUCUUGUGUUGUGGGGGGGAGGAACCGGAGUACCCGGAGGAAACCCACUUGUCCGACUUGGUGACCACACACCAAACUCACAUGCGCCCAGGCUGGGAAUCGAACCCAGGUCGCCUAGGUGAGAAGCGAGUGUACUGACCACUGCGCUGCUACAAGAAACUCAUUGAUGUAUAAUAAGCAAACGUCUCAAAAGAUCGUAUGAUUUAUGACAGUUUUAUUAUUAUUUUUAUGAGAACAUUAUUAAGUUUUCCCUUCUCACUGUCAUACCACUAAUUGUUUGUACAUGUUGACUUGUUACAUUCUACCAACCAUGUUUUUACCAGUUACAUACAUACAUACAUACAUACAUACAUGAGUGGGCUUAUGCCACAAUACGUGUUGUUUUGGAUUGCAAGGGUUUUCUGUGUAUAAAGCCUUAAGCAUUUGGUGAAGUUCAAAAAGAAGGCAAUGGUAAAAAACGUUAUUGCAUCUGUAUAACAGAUGUUUCUAACGCUGUUCAACUUCACAUUAACAAAUAUGCAUGGUAUUUUUUCGUGUUAUAGUUACAUCAUGUUGUUUUAAUUAUCAUGUGUUAUUGAAUGGUGUUGAAUUGAAAUAUAAAAUGUUAUGUCAAUGUAUCAGAUACUCACAUAUGUGAUGUUUGUAUGCCUUCUGACCCAUAUUAUAUUGGUAACAUGUGUAAUGAUUUAUGCAAAAAUAAAAUAAGUUUUUACAAAUUGCUUAAAAUACUAAGACGACAUAUAUUUUGUUGUCUUGAAAAGAGUGUAUUACAUUUUACAUCCGAAUUCGGUUAAAGUAAAAUGCAGAUAUACAAACAAUAUUAACGUUCUGUAUAAUGAGUUUCUGUAUUUACAGAUAAGUAGUCAGCAAGAAAUGCCCCAUUCAUAUGAUACCAAACUUGGGUCAAAAGACUACGACAUUUGAAUUAAUGGUUGAACCAUCUGAUAAUCGGUAAAUUGGUGUGUUGGGUGCAUUAAACAUUUCUCUGAAAUAUAUCAUUGAAUAAUCAUGGAAUUAUGAAUCGUGUGUU
Mya arenaria is the source of this 5300-nucleotide messenger RNA. RefSeq names its product heat shock 70 kDa protein 12A-like. Gene Ontology annotation, molecular function: ATP-dependent protein folding chaperone; ATP binding. The transcript is spliced from 9 exons. The record is from RefSeq and is a predicted model, not a curated record. The coding region runs from base 152 to 3148 and encodes 998 amino acids. NCBI's taxonomy places the organism in Eukaryota, Metazoa, Mollusca, Bivalvia, Myida, Myidae.